UAUAAACUAUUUUUUAAAAUACUUUUAUAUCUGGUUACCGUAAUUCGAGUCGUCGUUCUGUUGGACGAAAUUGAUUCUUUCCCUCCGCCAUGGACGAUAGCCGUGUACAGUGGUCCGAUCUUCCUCCUGAAAUUUUGCCGAUCAUCGGAAAAAGCUUGGAAACGUACAUCGAAGUCCUUCGAUUUCGCAGCGUCUGCCGAUCUUGGCGUGCUUCCCUUCCUCCUUUCAACAUCGUUUCUUCUCUUUUACCUCUCGAUCUUCCUUCUCCAAUCUUCACCGCCGAUCAUCUCACCGAUGCCUUGCUUAUCCGAAGGGUUAUCUAUCGUCUAAGUCCCCUCGAUCAUCAACACUCGUCCGAUUCUGCUUCUUCUUCUUCUUUUGCGGCGGAGGGCUGGUUGGCGAAGGUCGAGAGUACAAAAUUAGGUACAAUGCGUUUUCUGCAUCCGCUUUCUACACGCUAUGUUAAAUAUGAUAACGAGGUAUUUCGGAAGGAAGUGAACUUGCUGGAUUUUCGAAUUUACGAAGUAGCUAAAUCGUAUACGCUUGGAUAUACUAAUGGUGCUCUUGUUCCUCGAAUUACUAAGGUUGUAAUGUUCCCUGAUUGCCCCUGGAUUGAUGUGAAGUACUGCACCAUUGUAGCUGUUUACGCAGGUGGAAAAUUAGGGUUUGCCAAACAUGGAGAUUACAAAUGGACGCUGAUUGACGACCGGAAUUUUCACUACGACGAUGUGAUUGUGUACAAGGGGCAGUUUUAUGCAGUUGAUAGAUGGGGAACAAUUUUCUGGAUCGAUUCAUCGAUGAGAUUGGUACAGUUUUCUCCUCCAUUGUGUGGUUUUGGUAAUCAGAAGCAUUUGGUGGAGUCUGAUGAUGAACUUUAUGUUGUUGAUCGAUUUCUGGAUAAGGAGCCACUGUUAUGGAAUGCAGAUAUUUUCCAUAUCCAUUGGUUGAAUAAUCUCAUUGAAGAUUCACCUCCUAAAGUAAUUGAUUUCAAAGUCCACAGGCUGGAUCAAGAGUGGGGAAGAUGGGUGGAGGUUAGAAAUUUGGGGAAUCAAUCCUUUGUUUUGGGCAAUGAUUGUUGUUUUUCAAUUUCAGCCCCAAAAUUUGAAGGAGUUAAAGGGAGUUGCAUAUAUUUUACUCAUGCACCAAGAUCCACUCUCGGGUAUAACACUCAUUAUUUCGAGCUCAAGUAUAAAAGGAUUGCCAAAGCAUCAAUCCAUGAUAAUGAACCAAUUUUUGGGCCGCCCCCAAUUUGGCUCAACUUGGAGGCCACUCGGUAUGAAGAACAUGCUUCUGAUAAUUUAUAUGUCUCAGCCUGCUAAGGAUGCUGGAUGAGAUGCAAAAAUGGAGUCCCAAGCUCAUCAGUUGGCAUUCUCGAUACUGUAAGUUUUCUUCCUAACUAUUUUGUGUUUAUCCUGAAUCUUAGUGUGGCUCUAAAUUAAUGGUGUCGUCAAUGUGUCAUUCUGAAUCUUGGCUCUGUAGUCUGUAAUAAGGUGUUCUUAGAAUGUGUAAAUAUGUUUUCUUUGAACAUGGAGAACUCUCAAGCCCUUGGAAAACUUUCCUCUUUGAUUUGAUUAUC
Molecule: messenger RNA, 1576 nt
Organism: Cucurbita moschata (crookneck pumpkin)
Lineage: Eukaryota; Viridiplantae; Streptophyta; Magnoliopsida; Cucurbitales; Cucurbitaceae
Product: putative F-box protein At1g65770
Exons: 1
Coding region: 90-1319 (409 amino acids)
Molecular function (GO): protein binding
Source: RefSeq, a predicted model, not a curated record